AAAGAUUGGUAACAAAAAGUCAUAAAAUCUACACCUACUUGCACCUUCACUCACCUGAAUCCUGCCUUUUUUUUCUCUCUCUCUCUCUAAACCACCCCCUCUCUCUCUUCCGUAUCCCUAUUCCAAUCACUGUUCUUUCCCCCCAUUACCAAUUCUUCUUGAUUAUGUUUCUACUUUGAUCAAUUGGGGGAAUCUCUUAUUUCCAUUUUCAUCAGUCUCUCGCAGCUGGGCUGAUAAUUUCGGGCUAAAAAUUGAAUCUUUAUCUGGGGUUUGGAGUUACUAUUAAAUGGGUAUUUGCUAUUCGUCGGCCCGUGGAAAGCGGAGCACGGGGUGGGAAACCGGCGACGAGAAGACGGAUUCCCGGCUGAAGAAGAGCAGCUCCGGCGAUUUCUCCACCUUUAUCAGUAAGUUGAGCGGCGGCGGCGCCGCCACCGCCGCCGUGGUAGCGGAGGAGAAGGCGUUGCAUCAAAUCCCGGGGCGGCUCUUCUCGAAUGGGACCAGCCGCAUCGCUAGCUUGUACACUCAGCAGGGCAAGAAAGGGACUAAUCAAGACGCCAUGAUUGUUUGGGAGAAUUUCUGCACGGGAGAGGAUUCGAGGGCGACUUUCUGUGGAGUUUUUGAUGGCCAUGGCCCUUAUGGUCACAUGGUGGCUAGGAGAGUGCGGGAUGCUCUUCCGGUUUUGCUGCGUUCUCAGUGGGAAAGUAAGGGUGAAGAUGAGCAGAAUCAUGUGCAGGAGAAUGUGGGGUUUGAAGGAAUGAGGCGAUUCGAUGACUUCAUGGAUGAGGAUGGAUGCGAAUCAGUGGAAGCAGAGGAGGUUGAGAGAGUGCCUGAGAUGCAUAUUCCACUCAAGAAUUCAAUUCUAAAGGCUUUCAAGUUGAUGGAUAAGGAACUCAAGUUGCACCCUUCUAUCGACUGCUUUUGUAGCGGUACAACUACCGUUGCCUUGAUAAAACAGGAUCUUGAUCUUAUAAUUGGGAAUGUUGGUGACUCCAGAGCAGUACUUGCAACCCGGGAUAGGGACAAUGUUUUGGCAGCUGUACAAUUAACCGUCGACUUGAAACCUAAUCUUCCAAGAGAAGCCGCAAGGAUCCAGAAAUGUAAAGGAAGAGUUUUUGCUUUGCAAGAUGAACCGGAAGUAGCACGUGUGUGGCUACCCAAUAGCGAUUCACCUGGCUUGGCCAUGGCCAGAGCGUUCGGUGAUUUCUGUCUCAAGGACUUUGGUUUAAUCUCCAUACCGGAUGUAUAUCACCACCACAUCACAGAGAGAGACGAGUUCGUCAUCCUUGCAACUGAUGGGGUGUGGGAUGUUCUUUCCAAUAAGGAAGCCGUGGACAUCGUGGCCUCAGCUCCCGGGCGUGGAACAGCCGCCAGAGCCCUCGUGGACUGCGCCACCAGAGCGUGGAGGCUCAAGUACCCAACAUCAAAGAACGACGACUGUGCUGCCGUAUGUCUGUUCCUGGAACACGUGCCUCCGACGAACGAGCUCAGACCACCCCAAAACGACGUGUCAUCUCUCGCUGAAAAGGAAAGCAAGGCUCCAGUAGAAGAAGAAACAUCCAAGGCUACCUCCGAACAGGACCUCGAUACUCCCACGAGAAAAGAGUCGAGUGAGAUAGUCCCCAUGGUGGAGGAAGUGGAGGAGAAGCGAACUGACAAGGGUGUAGGGCAGUCGAGGAGGAGCCUGGCCGAGUGCCUCUCGACUGCAGAGGACGAAGAAUGGUCAGCGCUCGAAGGCAUAACCCGAGUUAAUAGCCUUCUUAGUCUGCCCAGGUUCUUGCCCUUUGAUAGAAGAAGCACGAGUUGGAGAAAAUGGUUAUGAAAUAGGCAACUUUUGGCUUGAGAAUUUUGUAUCUUCUUACUCUGCCUAUGUCUCAAAACUCUAUAUAUUUUUAGAUACUUUUCAUUU
Messenger RNA from Salvia splendens (bonfire salvia), 1906 nucleotides. RefSeq names its product probable protein phosphatase 2C 6. Gene Ontology annotation, molecular function: protein serine/threonine phosphatase activity. The record is from RefSeq and is a predicted model, not a curated record. The transcript is spliced from 5 exons. NCBI's taxonomy places the organism in Eukaryota, Viridiplantae, Streptophyta, Magnoliopsida, Lamiales, Lamiaceae. Gene Ontology annotation, biological process: protein dephosphorylation. The coding region runs from base 287 to 1819 and encodes 510 amino acids.